AUGGACUGUGAAGUUGUUGAAAGUUCGUUAGUUAAAUUAAGCAUAUCCAACAAAAAUGCAUUCGCGAAAAUACUUUGGAAAUACCCGGCAGAUUACUUGUUUUCUAUACAAAUUUUAAUGGAAAAUCAGAGUUGGUCUGGACAAUUUUCAUACGACAAUGCAAAAGUAUUCCAGGAACGACUUCGUAAAAGCAAGGUUGAGUAUUUUUCAGAAGUCCAAGAUGCUCUGAAACAAACCAAUGAAAUAUACACUUGUCUGUUAACGAUAGAAGAUUCGAAAACAGCAAAAUUCUGCUGGAAAAAAUCUAUUUCAGAGUCUAGUGCUGUGAUUUUACAAGGUUCUGUAAAUUUAGAAAGAGACACAAAUGAAUUGACAAAAGAUGAAAUAAUAGAUUAUUUGCUAGACCAGAAUAAAAAUCUACAAAGUAUAAUUGAUGAAUACAAACAAACAAAUGAUAUCUUAAAUAGUGAUUUGGACAAGAGUACAGCUGAGUUUAAAAAGUUGGUGGAUAUCAAAGAUUCUUUAGAAAGUAAUCUUUAUGGCAAAUUUAUUCAACUAUUAAAUAGUAAAAAGAGAAGAAUACAAUUAUUAGAGGGUAAUAUCGAAAAUUCCAAUGCAUUGUAA
Messenger RNA from Danaus chrysippus (African queen), 624 nucleotides. The record is from the annotation of a GenBank genome assembly. NCBI's taxonomy places the organism in Eukaryota, Metazoa, Arthropoda, Insecta, Lepidoptera, Nymphalidae.